AUGUGUUUCAACUCUAGCAAUUUUUUUUUCAAAUUUCAGAAGUCAAAAAAGCAACCAACAGAGGCCGAAAAAGUAAUUGCCAGCUUGGAGAAAGAGGCAAAGGAAGAGGAAGAGCGGCAGAAGAUUGGGCGCACUUAUCGCUUGCUAACACAGGAUAUCCAGUUUUGUGUUUUUAUGAUCGAAAAGCAUGGUGAUGAUUAUGAGAAAUCAAAGAAGCAACCAACAGAGGCUGAAAAAGUAAUUGCCAGCUUGGAGAAGGAGGCAAAGGAAGAGGAAGAACGGCAGAAGGUUGGGCGCACUUAUCGCUUGUUGACACAGGAUAUCCAGUUUUGUGUUUUUAUGAUCGAAAAGCAUGGUGACGAUUAUGAGGUACGAAUUUUUCCUGGUAUUUGUGGUUGUAAAUUUGCCCUAGGUUCGUACUAUUCCAGCUCAUUCUUCGCAAGCGCUUCUGAAAAAACUAUUUUUAAAAUUGUCAAUGGAUGCCAAAGGCACAGUGCUAUCAUUUGGGCUCCUCUGAGUGUUUCUUUUUUUAACCAAAAGGGCUUGGUUUGGUACUUCUUGAGGCACUGA
Messenger RNA from Gongylonema pulchrum, 570 nucleotides. NCBI's taxonomy places the organism in Eukaryota, Metazoa, Nematoda, Chromadorea, Rhabditida, Gongylonematidae. The record is from the annotation of a GenBank genome assembly.